Molecule: messenger RNA, 444 nt
Organism: Ipomoea triloba (trilobed morning glory)
Lineage: Eukaryota; Viridiplantae; Streptophyta; Magnoliopsida; Solanales; Convolvulaceae
Product: naringenin,2-oxoglutarate 3-dioxygenase-like
Exons: 2
Coding region: 1-444 (147 amino acids)
Molecular function (GO): flavanone 3-dioxygenase activity
Source: RefSeq, a predicted model, not a curated record
AUGAAGCCUUCAAGCUUGACAGGUCUUGCGGGGGAGAAAACGCUGCAAUCCAGCUUCAUCCGGGACGAAGACGAGCGUCCCAAAGUGGCUUACAACCGUUUCAGCGACGAAAUUCCUGUGAUUUCAUUGAAGGGCAUCGACGAUGGGCGACGAAAAGGAAUUUGUGACGAAAUCGUGAAGGCUUGUGAAGAAUGGGGGAUAUUUCAGGUGGUGGAUCAUGGCGUUGAUGCUGAUUUGAUCGCCCAAAUGACGAGCCUUGCCACCGCGUUCUUCGCAUUGCCGCCGGAGGAAAAGCUCCGGUUUGAUAUGUCCGGUGGCAAGAAAGGAGGCUUUAUUGUGUCCAGCCACCUACAGAACAAACGCUUGCUUUCUGAUCAAGAAGGUGACAGAAAACCAAAAUUUCUUGGCCAAUUUCUGAUAGAAACAAUUAGCGGAGAGAUGUGA